AUGUCAACUAAGUCGGCUCUGAAGGCAGUGCGCAUUGCAUUGGACGCCAGGGAUUUUGAAGAUGCAGCUGAGAAAGCAAAAGCGGUUGUGAAGCAAGAGCCUCAAAACUAUCAUGCAAACGUUUUCUUAGGCCUAGCGCUGGACAAGUUGAACAAGAAUGACGAGUCGGAAAGAGCGUAUCUCGCAGCGACCCGUGCGAAGGAGGACGACAAGACAGCCUGGCAGGGUCUGAUCAAUUUGUACGAGAAGCAAGGAGGCUACAAACUUGACGCCUACUAUGAAGCAGUUCUGAGACUGGGCGUAAUUUUUGCUGAAGCCGAUGACAAACACCGCUGCCAAGAUGCCGUGGACAAGUACAUCAAGUUCGCCAAAAAGCAGGGCACUCGAUCGCAGUACAAGAAGGCGCUUGGAUUACAUCUUCCUACAAGUCCCCUCUAUGGCUACCUCGAAGGACGAAUACCCCACCCUUCUCACACAUAUCUACGACUUAUUGAGAUGACCGAAGCUGAAGAGAAAGAAUUCAUCAAUAAGGAAAUCGGAGAGCGGAGGACCCGGCUUGGCGCUCGCAUCGACCAAGUGACGCUGGAAGUGAAAAGGGAAGCGUACAAACGUGGGGAAGUCGAGCAACUAUACCACGGAAUUGUGGAUUGGUCCCAUGACGACCAGGUUCGACGCACGUACGAGGAGAAGUUGCUGCAGCGAGCCUACGAAGUGCUCACUGUCCUUCCGCCAGGAGAGAAGACAGAAAAACGCGCUGAGGUCUUGCAAGCGGCUCGCGACAUGGUUAUCAUCAAACAUCCUUUCGAGCUUGCCUGGAAGAUAGUACUCGAAUGGCAGGAUAUCCAGAGCUUUUCGGAUUGGGACGUCAAUUUCCUCAAUGAUUUCAUUGAAUUCUUUCCGGAAGAUGGCCUCACCAAAAUCUUCAAGGGCUUCUUAGCCAGCGACCUCUCCCCAUUCCCUAAACAGGAGAAAAAGCCCGCGGCGAUCGAGGAAGAAGCCGAGAAUGAAAAGGGCGAAAAUCACGAAUUAGCCGUUCAGGACCGCUUAUUGAUGAUGGUAGAAGGGCUUGAAGCUUCUCGCUCUUUAAUCGUCGCACAUAGAAUUAUGGGGGAGCUCUAUCUGUCUCUCGAAGAGUAUGAUAGUGUCGUAGAUACUGCGCGCAAGGGUCUCUCCAACAUCAAAGAUCUGGUCAAACUGACUGGGUCAAACCUGACCAACACCACUGACUGUUUAAACAUUUUGCUGGCAAACUCUUUAAUCUACUACCAGAUUCCUCGGCACCAUCCCGAAGCUAAAGAAAUCUUUGAAGAGAUCCUGAAAAGGAAACCUAAGUCAACAAGCUCCCUGUUGGGUAUUGGGUUGAUUCUCAAGGUGGAUGAGGACUAUGCUGAAGCCGUUAACUUUCUGGAACGUGCUUUAGAACGUGAUCCUUCCAAUCUAAAGAUCCGCGGCGAGCUUUCUUGGUGCAGAGCGCUUAACGGUGAUAUCGAGACUGGUUUAUACGGCCUUCAGGAUGUUCUCUCCGAGUUACAAGACCUGGAGUCGCCUAACCGGGAUUUCAAGAGUGAGAUUCUCUAUCGUAUCGGUUACUGCCAGUGGGAGCUUGAUCCUUCACCGUCUGCGCGCAAAGAUCGCAAUGGUGCUUAUGCCAGUUUUCUUGGUUCUAUACAAUCCAAUAUCAACUAUGCGCCUGCGUAUACCAGCCUGGGUAUAUAUUAUGCCGACUACAAGAAAGACAAGACUCGAGCACGCAGAUGCUUCCACAAGGCCUUUGAAUUAUCCGCUUCGGAGAUCGAAGCCGCUGAACGCCUCUCGAGAACGUUCGCGGACCAGAAGGAAUGGGAUCUUGUUGAGGCAGUGGCUCAGCGCGUUGUUGAUUCUGGCAAAGCGAAACCUGCACCUGGGUCAAAACGGAGAGGAUACAGCUGGCCGUAUGCAGCCUUGGGCACAGUUCAGAUUAACAAACAGCAGUAUAGCCAGAGUAUCGUUUCGUUCCAAGCAGCUCUGAGAAUCUCACCAGGUGAUUACCAUUCAUGGGUCGGUUUGGGGGAAAGCUAUCAUCAUUCGGGUAGAUAUAUUGCUGCCACCAAGGCGUUUGAUCAUGCCCAGCAACUGGAGUCAUCUCUCUCAACCGAUGAAAGAGAGCAUGUCUGGUUUGCGCGAUACAUGCUGGCAAACGUCAAGCGCGAACUUGGCGAAUACCAAGAUGCCAUCUCGCGCUAUGAGGAUGUGUUGAAAUUCCGGCCCAAUGAGUUUGGCGUGACGAUCGCGCUACUCCAGACUCUUACAGAAAGUUCCUGGAGGAGCCUUGAAUCAGGAAUGUAUAACGAUUCCGUUGAGCUUGCGCGCAAGGCAAUCCUUGUCGCCUCAUCACUUGCUCUGGAACGUGUCGACAUCUUCAAUCUCUGGAAGGCGGUCGGCGACGCGUGCUCAAUGUUCACAUUUGUCAAAGCAAAGGCGAGCAAAUUUCCGAUCCAGGAAGUUAGGGCACUUCUUGCGACUCAACCUGAGCCUGCAGCUUUCGACAUAUUUGCAGAUCUCGAUGACCUAGGACAAAAUUCUUUAUCCCUACUGGGAGACGACGCGGAUGAUGCUGUCACACCUUCGGAUAAGUGUAUUUUUGCUUCAGUCCUUGCAUACAAGCGAGCUAUACAUGUCUCAGCGCAAGAUGUUCAUGCUCAGGCAGUCGCUUGGUACAACCUUGGAUGGGCAGAAUACAGAGCCUACAAAUGCGUGCAAGUGCACACUGGCAAAAAAGGUAGAAAGCAGACACGCCGAUUCCUCAAGACAGCCAUGCGGAGUUUCAAGCGAGCAAUCGAGCUCGAAGCUGGCAACUCAGAGUUCUGGAAUGCUCUGGGCGUGGUGACUACAGAUAUGAGCCCAAAGGUAGCCCAGCAUGCAUUUGUAAGAAGUCUGCAUUUGAACGAGAGAAGCGCUCAAGUGUGGACAAAUCUGGGAACUCUCUAUCUCAUUCACAACGAUAUCCAGCUUGCCAAUGAAGCUUUUACACGCGCGCAGUCGACCGAUCCAGACUAUUCGCUGGCCUGGGUUGGUCAAGGUCUCCUCGCUCUUCUAUAUGGUGAUGCGAAUGAAGCCCGAGGUCUCUUUGAACAUGCUUUUGAUAUUUCUAACUCAUCAUCGAAAUUGCCAAAACGUCAAUACACGUUGACGUUGUUCGAUCAUCUGUUAUCAGACUCUUCAGCGUCGAAUGAAAUAUCACAACUCAUCCAACCAUUCUUCGCCCUUCACCAACUCUCUGCUCAGGAUCCGUCCGAUUUGCAAUUCAUGCAUCUGUCAUCUCUAAUGGCCGAGAGGAUUGGCGAGCUUGAUGACGCGGUAACUAGCCUGGAAGUCGUUUGUUCCGGAGUUGAGGCCGAAUACGAGGUGUCGGAAUCGGUGUCGUCUCUUUCUCGAUACGCACAAUCGAAUGCAGAUAUGGCUCGUGUCCUCCUGGCGCGCCACGAAUACGAAGAAGCAGCAGAGAAAGCGGAAAUGGCGCUCACCCUGUCUGGAGAGGAAGAUGCAGAGAAAUUCGGCCCAGAGGCGAACCAAAAACUGCGCCUCUCGGCUCAUUUGACAGCCGGCCUAGCACAUUAUUACCUGAAAUCUAUGGAUAAUGCCAUUGACAUGUUUCGGGAUGCUUUGCAGGAAGCAGAUAAUGAUCCUGAGGUGGUGUGUCUUCUAGCACAAGUUUUGUGGGCCAAGGGUGGGGAGGAAGAGCGCACUGUGGCUCGCCAGCAGCUGUUCGAUUGUGUCGAGGAACACCCCGACCAUGUUGGAGCGGUGUCACUUCUGGGCGCUAUUGCGCUCUUAGAUGAUGACAAGGAUGUCAUUGAAGCAGUGACAUCUGAUCUACACAAUAUGAUCACAAGGGACGACAUUGACAUUCAUGAGCGGGCUAAGCUAGUCAAGCUCCUGACGGCGAUUUCUUCCUUGGGCUUAGCAGAUCCCGAAAUCCCCGAGGAUCUUAGACCUAUCAAAGAAGCUACAACAGCUGUGAUGAGAUCCCCAGGUCAGCCGCAGGGCUGGCAGGAGUUAGCUGCAACGUCACAGGAACUGUAUCCUGCAGAAAUGGCUGUUGAUAGAGCACUGCGGAGUGUCCCACCACGAAGUAAUCUUGACGCCGUUGACCUUGCCAACGCAUAUGUACAGACUGGCAAGGCAAGCGAUGCUCUCAAGGCGAUUAUGGUGGCACCAUGGAAGCAAUGUGGUUGGGAGGAACUCAAGUAUGCUGUGUCUGGAUGA
Messenger RNA from Aspergillus clavatus NRRL 1, 4245 nucleotides. RefSeq names its product SKI complex subunit tetratricopeptide repeat protein SKI3. Gene Ontology annotation, cellular component: Ski complex. Bases 1 to 4245 code for a protein of 1414 amino acids. The transcript has 3 exons. The record is from RefSeq and is a predicted model, not a curated record. NCBI's taxonomy places the organism in Eukaryota, Fungi, Ascomycota, Eurotiomycetes, Eurotiales, Aspergillaceae. Gene Ontology annotation, molecular function: protein binding.